Kwoniella shivajii is the source of this 711-nucleotide messenger RNA. RefSeq lists its product as uncharacterized. The transcript has 3 exons. The record is from RefSeq and is a predicted model, not a curated record. Lineage: Eukaryota; Fungi; Basidiomycota; Tremellomycetes; Tremellales; Cryptococcaceae. The coding region runs from base 1 to 711 and encodes 236 amino acids.
AUGCCUAAAUUCAUUCCCCCUAAGCCUGUCCAACGGGCAACUUCAACUCAACUCAAGAAGAAGAGGAAGGCCGAUGCUGUAGACGAAGAAGACCAUGUUCUUCGUAGUAUUAGACAAGGUUUCUCUCCCACUAAUUCAUCGGGUCGUUUUCGGACUGAAACCCCUUCAUCACCUUCCUCCGCUUUUGAUUCUUCCGCAUUCAGAGGCGUCACUCGCUCAGCUUUCAGAGGACUGACCCCUGCUGUCUCGCCUGCUGAACGAUCCAAUUCUACCCAAAGACCAACUUGGAAAACUCACUCUCCCACACCUUCCAGCGACAAGGUGACUAUGACGAAGAUGAAUGAACGCGUGUCUGUCAUUGAAGAGGGAAACGAUACUAAUGAAGGAGUAGAUGAAUUGGGUGGAGUCGAAAUUCCACGAGAUGACCAUUCACCUUCAUUUCGUGGCGUACCUUCGAAAGAAAAGGAAACGUACAUAGAGGAUGACGAUCGAAACGGUCUCCACUCAACCACCCAUGACCAACCGGUUCAGCAAAAGUCCCCACGAGCAUUCCAAAAAAUUAUCAAAGGUAAAAACGGAAAGGAGAGAAAGAUCACAGGAUAUGAAACUCCGAUUCAAGAAGAUGGCGCUAGAGUUGUCAGAAGAAAACGUAAGAACAUUAGGAGGAUUAGUGAUGAUGGCAGUGAUGAAUUUCCCGCUGAACAGAAGUAA